CCCGGCGAGAGGCGGUGCCGGGCCUGGCGCGGCCGGAGGAGGCGGGCGCGGCGCUGCGGGAGGGGCUCGGAGCCCAUGGCGGCCGCGGCGGAGGGGCCGCCCGAGGCCGGCGCGCAGCCCGCCAAGCAGGAUCCUGCUGUUGAAACCGCGGAGGAAGCAAAGGAACCAGCGGAGGCAGACAUCAAUGAACUCUGUAAAGACAUGUUCAGCAAAAUGGCCACUUACUUAACGGGAGAACUGACAGCCACCAGUGAAGACUACAAACUCUUGGAAAACAUGAAUAAGCUGACUAGCUUGAAGUACCUAGAAAUGAAAGAUAUUGCUAUAAACAUCAGUAGAAAUCUUAAGGAUUUGAAUCAAAAAUAUGCUGAUCUUCAGCCGUAUCUGGAACAAAUAAACCUAAUUGAGGAGCAGGUUGCAGCUCUGGAGCAGGCAGCGUAUAAAUUGGAUGCAUAUUCCAAAAAGCUUGAAGCCAAGUACAAAAAACUGGAGAAGCGAUGAAGUUAAACAGUCUUUAAGUUGGAGUUGGGCAAUGAAUCAGACUGAUUCCAGGUUUUACACAACAGCAGUUCUGUAUCUUGCCAAGGAUUUGGUUGCAGCUGACAUUGAGACUGGGAACUUCUAGAUACUGAAUACAGUAGGCUGUAUUCAGGCUUAAGGCUGAAUAAUAUUUUCCUCUUCUCUGGAGGUUCUGUUGCUCAGUUGUUUUGCAGUGAAAAGUAGAAACCUGUCCCUAACCCAUGUUGAUAUUGGCUAUAUGUGUGUUAGUCCUGUUUUUCACAUGAAAUAUUCUGCCUAAGAAAGUCCUCUGUAAAGACAUUUUCCCUCAGUAGCAGUAGGACCAAAACUUCACUUUUUUCUUCACUGAGCUCUGUGUUGAGAAGGUACCUGGGCCUUUGGACUUUUGAGAGAGGUAUUGAAGACCCUAAUUUUGGUAUCCCCCAUUAUCUAUUUGAAAUAGGGAGACUAAUUAUUAUAAAUUUACAAUAAAACAACUUACUACA
Messenger RNA from Myiozetetes cayanensis, 1004 nucleotides. RefSeq names its product biogenesis of lysosomal organelles complex 1 subunit 2 (gene BLOC1S2). The coding region runs from base 76 to 501 and encodes 141 amino acids. Lineage: Eukaryota; Metazoa; Chordata; Aves; Passeriformes; Tyrannidae. The record is from RefSeq and is a predicted model, not a curated record. Gene Ontology annotation, biological process: lysosome localization; endosomal transport. Gene Ontology annotation, cellular component: BORC complex; gamma-tubulin complex; BLOC-1 complex. The transcript is spliced from 5 exons. Gene Ontology annotation, molecular function: gamma-tubulin binding.